Messenger RNA from Alnus glutinosa, 3645 nucleotides. RefSeq names its product serine carboxypeptidase-like 7. The record is from RefSeq and is a predicted model, not a curated record. Lineage: Eukaryota; Viridiplantae; Streptophyta; Magnoliopsida; Fagales; Betulaceae. Gene Ontology annotation, biological process: proteolysis; secondary metabolic process. The transcript is spliced from 18 exons. Bases 1920 to 3362 code for a protein of 480 amino acids. Gene Ontology annotation, molecular function: acyltransferase activity, transferring groups other than amino-acyl groups; serine-type carboxypeptidase activity.
UAAAGCAAAAACACACUCUGAGAGCCUCUGAGCUUGAAAGCAAAAGCAAUGGCGGGGAGAGGUGAUUAGUGAAAUCUCUGUGAUAACCCUAUGAGGCAAGGGCACUUCUCUCUUCCCAUCCCCUCACUCUACGCCGUCGCCACCGGUCUCGCUCAGGUGCGCGCCGACUCAUCUGCGCUCGAUAGGCUUGCCUCCUUCUCCUCGUUCAAUCAGCUCUCGCCAUCAGUCAAUCACCGAAUCACCCUCCCAAAAACCUUUACCGUAGUCGAAUCCCGCGCCUUCCUCGCUGUGCUCCUCAACAAGCUCCUCCUCUCCGGUUCCCCAAACCUUCGUACUGUCCUUCCGGUUCGAUUCUCCGAAGCACUAAAUUCCCGGUCUCAAGCCCUAGAAUUCGAACCCAUAUGUGACCCAAGAGAUGCUCUAUGUGCUGGAGAAAUCAUCCGCUGCUUUGUGUGUCCUCCAUUUUGGACCACGAAUCCGCGGCUUUAUCGGCAAUUUCCGACGCUGUCGCUGCCAUUUCGUGUGAGGCGGCGAGAGCCGCCUUGGCGGCGUUCAAUUCGGUUGAUUCUGGAGAUGGGUUUUGGGCUAAGGAGGAGGUUGGGGUGGCCAGUGAUAUGAAGGUUGUGCUCAAUGGGUCGAAGUUGGUGGGUAAGGUUGAGAGUUUAUCAGUCUCAGAAAUUCCGAAACUUCACGGGUGCUUGAGGAAGAUAGUGAAGCUGGUUCAUACCGAGACGCGAAUCGGGUUGAAUUCGGGCGUGACGGUGGCGAAUGCAGAAGGUCUGUUGGUGCAUACCGUAUUGUCACCAUUGGCCUUGGCGCUGUAAUACUUGGGGGAGUGUAGCUUGAGCCGUGCUAAAUCGAAUUUGGAUUUGGUUGGCAGCGAUGAUUUGCGGUCGAGUUUGGCGGGUUUGUUCGAAAGGAAAUGCAUGAAUAGUGAGAGUUUUGAGUGUUGAGGUGAAUGGAGGAGGGAAUGUGAAGGUGGCGAGGAAGGGUGAGAAAAAGAAGAAGAAGGUGGUGUUGGGGAAAGGGACUAGUGUGAUUGUGCAAUUGAUUAAGGAUAGGUUGCAGGGUAAGGGAGUGGGCGGGAUUGAGGGUUCAGGGUUAUUGGAGAUAUGGGUGGAAGAACUUUUGUUGUUUUUGGACCCGAAGGAUCGGGAAUUCGACAGUUUGUUGCAGAGAGUGGGGGAGAUUGUGGAAAGCAAUGAAAGUAAAAGGCUGCCAAAGCUUCCCAAGAGUACUCGUGAUUUUUCGAAAGAACAAAUGACAAUAAGAAAGGGAGCUUUCUCACUUAUCGAGGGAGUUUUCGAGAAGCAUGGUGCCAUGGCUUUGGAUAGUCCAGUUUUUGAAAUGAGAGAAACUCUCAUGGGAGAAUAUGGGGAAGAUUCAAAAUUGAUUUAUGAUCUUGCUGACCAGGUUGGUUCAAUUGCUGCUGGCGGGCGUUAUGACAACCUUAAUUAUAGGUAUGCUUGGUACAAAGCAGGUUCCAGCAGUUGGUGUUAGUCUUGGAAUCGAGUGAGUAUUUGCUAUAAUGGAGCAGCUUCAUAAAGAUCAAAACCAGACAACACGAGCAACGAAGACCGAAGUCCUAGUUUGUAUAUUGGGGGAUGACCUGCCUCAAGCUGCAGAGCUGGUAAGUGAGCUGUGGGCUGCCGAGCUGAAUGCCGAAUAUCUUGUCAACAAAAGAGUGAUGAAGCACAUUGAGCAUGCUAGAGAGUUGCGGAUCCCGUGGAUGGUUAUCGUGGGCGAGCGGGAACAGAGUGAAGGGAUUGUGAAAUUAAAAAACGUUGAGGCUGCUGAAGAAGAAGAAGAAAUUCCUAGGAGUAGACCUGUUGAAGAACUUCAAAUACGAUUGAAACGAUGAAAAAUAAUACAAGCCAGAUUUCAGUUCUAACCAGUGAAGGGACGUCGGAUUUUUAGGCAUGGCAGGACAUCAGCCACAGUUGGGAAGAAAGUUGAAGACCAACAACAAUUUCGUCACUUUGGUUUGGCUACUUGUGUCACUUCUGUCUGCACUAUCGAGCAUGGCCGAGUCCCAGACAAUCGUCGAGACCCUACCUGGCUUUCCCGGCAAACUUCCUUUCAAACUUGAAACUGGAUAUGUGGGCGUCGGGGAAGCCGACGACGUACAACUGUUUUACUACUUCAUAGAAUCCGAGGAGGACCCCAAGAAGGACCCUCUGUUGCUCUGGCUAACCGGCGGCCCCGGUUGUUCUUCUCUCACCGGACUGGUUUACGAAAUUGGUCCAUUGUCAUUUAAUUAUGAAGAUUUCGAUGGAAAUCUACCAACAUUUUUAUUGAACCCAUAUUCAUGGACAAAGUUUGCUAGCAUUAUAUUUUUAGAUGCUCCCGUUGGCACGGGAUUCUCAUAUGCAACAACCUCCCAAGGUUACAAUGUGACAGAUCAAAUAGCAGCAGCACAAAACUAUGAAUUCUUGAGGAAGUGGCUAUUGGAUCACCCAAAAUUCAUGUCAAAUGAGCUUUACGUCGGUGGUGAUUCAUAUUCCGGCUUAAUCGUUCCAAUCAUCGUUCAAGAAAUAUAUAAUGAUAAUAGUGUCGGACGCACACCAUUCAUGAAGCUCAACGGGUACUUGCUUGGCAACCCAGUAACAGAUCCAGGUAGGGAUGCCAAUGCAAGAGUCGAAUAUGCUCGUGGUAUGGCACUUAUAUCUCCUGAACUCUAUGAGGCUGUGAAAAGAAGUUGCCAUGGUGAGUAUGUGAACGUAGAUCCAGAAAACGUAGAAUGUUUGAAAGAUGUUGCAGCUGUGACGAUGUGCCUCGAAAAACUUUAUCCUGCCCACAUUUUGGAACCCAGGUGCCCAAAAUCAGUGGGAUUAGGAUGGAAUCAAGCAUUUCUUGAACAAAAUCCUACGGAUAUUCUCCUUUCAUUGUCUCAACCUCCUGCCUUAUGGUGCCGGCUUUAUAAUUAUGUGCUCUCUUACAAUUGGUGUAACGAUGAAUAUGUACAAAAUGCUCUUCACAUCCGGAAGGGAACAAUCAAGACCUGGGUAAGAUGUAAUUGGACCUUGUCGGCCUACACAUCUGAUGUUAUCAGUGUCGUUGACUAUCAUCGAAAUUUCACCAAGACAGGUUACCGAUCUUUGAUUUACAGCGGAGACCACGACCUGACUAUUCCGUAUGUGGGCACCCUAGGAUGGAUUAGAUCCCUCAAUAUGACUCUCAAUGAUGCUUGGGCCCCAUGGCUCGUGGAUGGUCAAGUUGCCGGGUACACAAUGGACUUCUCGAAGAAUCAAUAUAGUAUGACUUAUGCUACAGUCAAGGGAGGGGGUCACACAGCUCCAGAAUACAAGCCUAAAGAAUGUUUUGCCAUGGCGAAAAGGUGGUUUGCCCACUACCCUCUAUGAUCUAAUAGGCCUUUGCAAUAUGCACAAUGACAAAAUGAAAAAACAAUUUGCCCACAAUCCAUUAAUUAUUGCAAGAAAUUUAUGGUGUAAUCAUAAAUAUUUGGUCUUGCAAGAGUCGUGUUAGAGUCUAAUAAAGAAUAGAUCCUUAAUAAGGAGUUGGAGUUUGAUUAGUUAACAGAGGCAGCCCAGAUCAAUUCCUAUUUCUUUCUUUUAUGUAACCAUUCUUCUAUUUAAAAGCGAAACUAUUAAUAAUAAAAUUUGAUGGUUGAUUAUUAUCUUCAAA